Molecule: messenger RNA, 1498 nt
Organism: Ricinus communis (castor bean)
Lineage: Eukaryota; Viridiplantae; Streptophyta; Magnoliopsida; Malpighiales; Euphorbiaceae
Product: chromatin remodeling protein EBS
Exons: 6
Coding region: 304-990 (228 amino acids)
Molecular function (GO): chromatin binding
Source: RefSeq, a predicted model, not a curated record
UGCUCACAUCACAACAAAACCCACCUUAAUAGCCUUCUAUGCUAUACACACACUCUCUCUCCUUUCUCUCUCUUUCCCUGUCUAUCGCGGAGCUAGCUGAAGCUGCUCCCCUCCCAACUCUUAGGGUUUUUUUUUUUGAAUUUGUUUUUGCCUUUUCCGGCCAAAACCCACCUAAAACCUUGUCAAAUCUUACACAUUUUUGCAUUUCGUUCUCCACAUUUCGUCCCCAUUCUGUCUUUUCAUACAUUUCUUCAGAGGAUAAUCCAAUAGCUUCUUAUUUGCUAACCUAAAAUCGACCAAUUCAUGGCCAAAACCAAACCUGGAAAAAAAGACCUUGAUUCUUACACUAUCAAAGGAACCACCAAAGUUGUUCGACCUGGUGAUUGUGUUUUGAUGCGCCCAUCGGACUCUGAUAAGCCUCCUUAUGUGGCGCGCGUUGAGAAAAUUGAGGCUGAUCAUCGGAACAAUGUUAAAGUCCGUGUCCGGUGGUAUUAUCGACCUGAGGAAUCAAUUGGUGGCCGCCGCCAAUUCCAUGGGGCAAAAGAGCUUUUCUUAUCAGAUCAUUAUGAUGUGCAAAGUGCCCAUACAAUUGAAGGCAAGUGCGUUGUGCACUCCUUCAAGAACUACACUAAACUUGAAAAUGUUGGAGCUGAGGAUUACUUUUGUAGGUUUGAAUACAAGGCCGCCACUGGUGGGUUCACCCCUGAUCGUGUAGCUGUGUACUGUAAAUGUGAAAUGCCAUACAAUCCGGAUGAUCUAAUGGUUCAAUGCGAGGGAUGCAAAGACUGGUUUCAUCCAUCUUGUAUGGGUAUGACUAUUGAAGAAGCCAAAAAGUUGGAUCACUUUCUCUGUUCAGACUGCUCCUCUGAUGAUGAUGCAAAAAGAUCUUUGAAUGCAUUUCCAGUAUCACCUUCUGUUGAGGCCAAGAGUACUGUCUAUCAAAGGAGUGAUGAUAUGGGGUCCUAUACCCUGAAGAAAUUGGAAAUUUGAUUGCCAUGGCUGACUUUUCAAAGUGGUUUUGAAUCAACAGCCAGUGCUUUGCUUAAGCAUAGGCAACUAGUGAAGUGGAGACAAAGCGAAGGAAGAGGUAACGUAUGAUCAAGAUGUGUGAUGGGGAGGUACUUUUCUUGCACAUUAGCUCCAGUAUGUUGUUGUUGUUCUUGUUGAAUUGUACAGUGCUGAGAAGAUGCUAUGUUUGCACAAACAAGAGGCUUUUAUUAUUAUUCAUCAUUCCGUAGUGUUUGUAUGUGUGAAUGGACUUAGGAGAUGAAGACUGUGCCAAAUGGUUGUCAUCGCGGGUAAUGUGCCAAAAAUUAUGCCCCAUUGAUGACAAAUCAAGCUGAACAUCUAAAGGACCAUCGCUUUUCAUUUUCUUUUCUUUUCUUUUCUUUUCUUUUUUUGAUAUUGCUGUAACUAUAUGCAUGGUAGAACUCUUUUGUACCCUCCCCCUCCCUUCUCUCAAGAGAUAAUAAGAAAGAGAGUUGUAGUUGAGCAAGAA